This is a messenger RNA of Halichondria panicea, 2113 nucleotides long. RefSeq lists its product as uncharacterized. Lineage: Eukaryota; Metazoa; Porifera; Demospongiae; Suberitida; Halichondriidae. The transcript is spliced from 2 exons. Gene Ontology annotation, biological process: arsenite transport; transmembrane transport. The record is from RefSeq and is a predicted model, not a curated record. Bases 79 to 1935 code for a protein of 618 amino acids. Gene Ontology annotation, cellular component: membrane. Gene Ontology annotation, molecular function: arsenite transmembrane transporter activity.
UCUAGUUGGUGCCAGCGUGCUAGCUUCCCAGGACAACUAUCUGUGCACACAUACUCUGAGAGAGCUCCAGCAACAGUCAUGGCAACAACAACAGCAAACAUUCCGACAACUUUAUCAACCACGAUGGAAGUGACGACGGACGUGGCAUCGACGGUCGUCAUGGAGGUGGUGACGACGGUCAUGGACAAUCUGACUGGCAUGAAUGUAACCACCAUGGAACCAGAUACGUCUUGUAUAAGUCGCACACCGACCUGGGUUAUUGUUAUUGGUACAAUCGUGUUCUUUAUUGUAUGGCCGUUUGUUGUCCUGGAUAUGAAGUGGUUCCCCCUCGGCAGACCGGCAGCUGCUCUGGUAGGUGCUUGUCUGAUGGUUAUCUUCCAAAUUGUCGGGCAAUUUGAGGUGUACGAGAUUGAAGGAGCUAUGGGGAACUUGCAAGCUAUCUAUCUCUUGAUCGGAAUGAUGUUGAUCUCUUACUACUUUGACAGAGAAGGUAUUCUACGAAUGGUUGCUCUAUUUAUCCUCGGAGGGCAAGGCAAAGACACCAAGUUUUCAUUGAUUCUCUGGAAAGUGUGUGCUCUGUCUGCUGUUCUUGCUGCGUUCAUCACCAACGACGCCACGGCUCUUGUUCUCACUCCCCUGCUCUUGAAAGAGUUUAUUCAACAGGGAAGAAGUCGCAAGGAGAUCCUGCCGCUCUGUCUUGGAAUUGCCACUUCUGCCAACAUUGGUAGUGCAUCGACAGUCUUUGGAAACCCACAGAAUGCCUUCAUUGCCUCUGCAUCCGAAUAUGUGUCCUUGGUCGAUUUCUUCAUUGCACUGCUUCCAUCUGCCAUUAUCGGUCUGGCUGUAAGUGUUGGCCUACUUUAUCUUAUAUUUUUCCGCACCAUUUUCUUGAAUAAGGGUAAGGAAGACGAGGAAGCUCCAGCUGAGGUCAACGAGCUGCGACCCUAUGCUGGCACCAUUGACCAGGAGAGAGAAGACAGAGCUCUUAGCUAUGAUCAAAGUGCAGACCCCUACCACACCAGCAGGAUUGCAACCGAGAGGGAGAUGAUGUACAGUAAUGAGAAUCUUUCUGGCAUCCCCAAAAGCCGUAGCCGACAGAGCCUUCGUCGUGGUGGUUCCCUCAAGCCGUCUGCCAGCAACCCAGCUAUUCAAGGUGGUGUCCCUGAGAUCAAGGUAGAAGGAGAGAUGGUUGAGAAUGGAAAGGCGGCUCAAGAUGACAAAGCCUUGGACGUUAUCGAGGAUGAUGAUGUUGUACAGAUAAAAAGCCUCAAGGAUCGCACAUGGCGCGAGCUGGUCUUCUUGGCAUGGUUGCUUAUCGCAUGUCUCACCAUGGUAGUUCUUCUUGCUGUCCCACCACCCCCUACCACCAACGUCAUAUUCAAUCUGGGUCUCAUCCCACUAGGCACUGGUAUCAUGACCAUGCUUGUCGACACCAUCCUCAACCGUAAGUACGCCUUCGAUGCCAUGCAGAGAGUGGAUUGGACCGUCGUGCUCAUGUUCAUGGGUCUCUUCACUUGGUUGGGAGGUUUCCGAAACACCUGCAUCCCUGAGCUGCUCAUCGAUAGUUUGGCUCCCUUCAUGAACCUCAACACAGUUGGCGGUGUGCUACUCUUCACAGUUAUUGUUGCUCUUGGUUCAAAUAUUUUCUCCAACGUCCCUCUAACUAUCUUGAUUGUGGGUCGCAUCAACGAGUUCUGCGGCAAAGAUCCCUGCAACUCACCUCUCCCGGGUCUUCUCUUAGCUUGGGCGGCCACCAUUGCUGGAAACUUCACUCUGAUCGGAAGCAUAUGCAAUUUGAUUGUGGCUGAGAAGGCUAGGAGUGUUGCUGAUUAUCAAAUCACCUUCCUGCGUUACAUCCAAUUCGGAUUCGUUUCGACAAUUUGCGUGAUGUUUGGCGUUCUCCCAGUUGUGUAUUUCCUAGCUAGGGUGGCAUAAAACAGUGAACAAGACUUAGGAACAAGUAUAGUAUAAUUAGUAUUAAUCGAACAUUGAAUAUAGAGACAAUAUAACUAAUCAGUACUCUUUACUCUGUCGUCAGGCUUUAUUAUUAUACUGUAUGAUUGUUUCUGUUUGUUUGCAUGUAUAGUUCUAUGAAUGUUUAUGAGUUUAAAAA